AUUAAUCUAUUUAAUUGAUUAUGCAAUGCUACUGAGAGUGGUGUGUACUGUCAAAAAAAUAUAUAUAAUUUAAAAAAAUUCUUCAUUCCUUUACGUGUGAAUAGUACUAAAACCAUUAGCAUACAUAACCAGAAUAGCAUCAGUAACUCUUCUUUUCCUGUUUUUUCUCAAAUUCUCUCAUCUCUUUUUUCCCUCUCAUUUUUUAUAUAUGUAUCUCUGGUGUAGAUUUUUUUUUUUUGGUUAGAUGCCGAAAAUAAUAAGAUAAAUAAUACAUUUUUUGUGUAUAAAAAAUCAUUACCACAGGCAAAGGUUUACGCACACAAGAAUGAAAAAAAUCGGUGAGGACCAAUUUUUUUCGACUUUAAUUCAUAAAGAGUUUUUGCUUUGCUUGUGAAACACAUGCGGUUUGUCGCAAGAAGACAUAAAAAAAAUAAAAAAUCAAGCAAUAUAAACAUUUUUUUUAUUUAUCGAAUUUUGUGUACGGAGUUGUAAAAAAAACUUUAGCUAGAUAUUAAGGAAAAAAAUCUGUUUACAAAAAAAUUACAAGACAUAAAAUUUAGAAUAAUUAAAUGAAAUUAAAACUGUGCCUUUAAAAAAAACAAAAAAAAAUAAUCAUUCGACUUACCAUCUCAAUAUUCUAAAUAUACGACUAAUGAAUUAUUUCCUGAAAAAGGAAAAUUAUCAUAUUUGAAAAUUUUAAAGAAAAAAGUGAGCUCAAAUUGAAUUUUGAAAAAUAAAUUUGAUGGCUGACAUUUCAGAUGGGUAUACAAGUGAUUCCAUAAAUCAAUUUUCUUUUCAUGGUUUUAACAGGAGAGAAUUUUUCGGUGUAAAAAGUGAAAAUUCUCUGGAAAUUCAUAAUAAAGCCAGUUUCAAUAACAUUAACAAUAAUAAUUGCAAUAUCUUUAUUGACAAUCAAAAAUCAUCGAGUGCGCUAAAAGAUUCUUAUCCACAAAAAUUCUCCAAACAUAGAACUGAAGAUUCCAUCCAAAUGACUGAUAUUAAAUUGUUUAAUAACAAAUCGGAUUAUCAAACACAUGCACAAACAAAUAUGCGCGAAGCUAAACCAUAUAAAUGCACACAAUGCACAAAAGCAUUUGCCAAUUCAAGUUAUUUGUCACAGCACACUAGAAUUCACUUAGGAAUCAAACCGUACGGUUGUGAAAUUUGUCAACGUAAAUUCACACAACUUUCACAUCUACAGCAGCACAUUCGUACUCAUACUGGUGAUAAGCCCUAUAAAUGCCGUAACCCAGGAUGUGUUAAGGCUUUCUCACAACUUUCAAAUCUUCAAUCUCAUUCGAGAAGUCAUCAAACUGAUAAACCAUUUAAAUGCAAUUCAUGCUACAAGUGUUUUAAUGAUGAGACAACUCUUCUUCAACAUAUUCCAAAACAUAAGGAAUCAAAGCACUUAAAAACUCACAUUUGUCAAUAUUGUGGAAAAUCAUAUACGCAAGAGACUUACUUACAAAAACAUUUACAAAAGCAUUUAGAACGGGCUGAAAAAAGAAAUUCUGGAGUACAACCAGGAUUAGGAUUACGUAAUUCAAAUGGAACAGAACAUUCAUCUUAUUCCGUAUGGCCUGUUAAAACAAACAAUGAAAAUCCCAUUGUAAUACCUGAAUCAUUACAACAUUCAACUAACCAUCAUUAUGAGUUCGUACUUAAUCAUAAUGAUCAACAGCAUCAUUCUCGUAAUUCAAUUGAUGUUCUUCAACGAAAUGAUAGUGGUAAUGAUGUUAAAGAUUUAACAAAUUCGCAAACAAAUCAUCAUUUACCAGUGUCAUCAUCUUCAUCUUCCGAUGAUAUAAUGUUAAGCUCGACCAAUACUACUACGAAAAUAAGUAACAAUUCCGCGUUCACACCAAUAAAUGUAAUUAAUCCACAUUUGAAUUCUUUGCAACAUCACCAAAUAUCACAGCGCCCAAUCUAUUACGAUGCCAUAGCAAUUCAAAAUAAAAAUAUUUCGCAAAAUACAGUAAAUUUUCCCAAUCAAUUAAUAUCUUUACAUCAAAUUAGAAAUUAUAUGCAUCAUCAGCCUGGCGGUUUAGUCAAUAGUGAUCAUCUCAUUAGUAUAGGCACUGCAAUUUCAAAAGAUAAAGGACAAUAAAAUCCAAAUAAUUACAAUUAAAAUAAUAUCAAUAUCAUAAUUAAGGAACGAGUAAGUGACAACUAAAGAUGCUCAAAAGCAUUACAAAAAUAAAAGACAAAAUUGAAUAAGAUAAGAUAGUUAAAAUGGUGUAGAGUUUGCAGUCAAUUUAAACGCAUUUUUGUCAUGUUAAUUAGGACACUUGGCGAUUUCUUGCUGUGUUUCUGCUGUCAAUUAUUAAGUACUUUACAUAAAUUAACUAAUAAUUUGAACAAAAUAAUAGUCAACAUCCUGUUACGUACGACAUAACUGAAAUAUUUUCGAUAGGCAUAGCAUAAGUUCAAGCAGACAGAAUGAUCAAAAAGACAAAUUUGUGUGACGAAAAUGCGUUUAAAUUCAUGCGUGAAGUGAUCAGAAACAAAUUGAUGAUCUCAAAGUAAAUGAAUAUUAUCAAGGAUUGAAAAUAAAGCUAAUGGUGGAUGUAAAUAUGUAAUUAACAUUUUAAAUUAUAGUUAACAAGAACUGCAAAAGAUCUACAAUACAUUUCUCUUUCCUCAAAUUAGUUGGCACUUGCAAUAAAUCUUACUGGGAAUUAUGGAGUUAAAUUAUUCAAAAAGGAAUCAAUUUUGUGUCCCACAAGACAUAAAACCUCGAAACAUUCAAUACGUAUUUAGUUUAAAAAAAAUAUGAGCCAUUUUUAAUUAGCUAUUUGGGUGAUUAUAUAAUUUUAAGAUCUCAAAUGAAAGCAGAAUGCAUUAAAAUUUUUGUCACAUAUCUUGUUAAACGUACUUAAUUGUAAUAUGAAUAUGAUGCUGAUAAAUUUUGGUUGCAGUGAUUUUUAGACUUACUAAUAUUUAUAAACUAUUGCUUGAAAAAGGUACAAGUUUUUGAAGAAAAAAAAAUCUAGUUUUGUUACCUGAGAUAAUUUUGAUUAGUUUAAAUGUGCCGAAAUUACCAAGUAAAAUAUUUUUUUAAGAUUAAAAUCGACUCAUAACUUAACAGUUCUUUUUUGGAUUUAAAGAAGUCUGAUUUUCUUAUUUAUUUAUAUAAUAAUUAUGGUCCGCACAUGUUUGGAAAUGUCAGAACAUAAAAAAUAAUAAAUUUUGCAAGUUUUAAAAUUAUUAAUUGGCACUUGAAUAUUAUUCUGAAGAUUCGUUGAACCCUUCAUUAUAUAAAAUUAAUUUGUACUACUGUAAAACAAAAUUUGUACUCAAAUUUAAAGUUAAGGCGUCAACACUCAGGAUUAAUCUUUAAAAUCCCAAAAAAAUCUAAAAGUGAUGGAUAUCCUAAAAUUUUGAAUAGCUACAAAAUCUUUAUCACAAAAAGGAUUUAUUUUGCAAAUUUUAUGAUUUAUAGAAUUGAAACUAUCAGGGACAUGAGCAGAAAUUAAUAGGUGCCAUAAAUGAAAAAAAAACCGAAAUAAGCAAAAAGAUAAUAUAAUCAGGCUUUUGAACUCGGUCGUUACAUUUGGUAUGAAAUUUUAUUUUCAGGUGAGAGGCUCCUCCUUUCUGGUUAUGUCCCUGAAUCUUGAGUGAUAAUGCCUUGAAUAAAACCGAAUCCUAUUUUAAAAAUUUCUAGGCCUUCAAAAUUUACAAAGUAAAUUUUAUAAUCGUUAAAUUUCGAUCAAACCUUCACAGCACUACUUGUUGAAAAGCAUAAAAACCAGUGAUCUGAAAAAGAUCAUAAAAGCUCAAAUAAAUUUAAGUUAAAUAAAAUUAAUCUUUACUCGUUUAAAUUAAUUUUUGAGUUUAAUUUCAAUUUUCUUUAAAGAUUUAAAAUGAAUCAAAAAGUUGGAAAAUGACAAAAAUUAGAAAUAUGAAGUCUCAGAAUAAGCAAUAUGCAAAAUUCAAACGGCAGUAAAUUAUAUCAGUAGUCACACAAUUGCCGCUUAACUGCAUUAAAUUUAACUCUUCGUUUUGUUCGAAUACCUGUACAAAUAUUGAGAUAAUUCUUUGAUAUGUCAAUUUUAUGUAUAAAAUUUAAUUUUUCUAUAUUUUUUGUGUAGCUAUCAUUAAGUUCUGUUAAUGUAAUUGGAUAUCUGUAAAUAAUUUUUGUUAAUAUACUCGAAAUAAAGAAAUCAAAUUGAACUUUAA
Chironomus riparius is the source of this 4179-nucleotide messenger RNA. NCBI's taxonomy places the organism in Eukaryota, Metazoa, Arthropoda, Insecta, Diptera, Chironomidae. The record is from the annotation of a GenBank genome assembly.